Caenorhabditis remanei is the source of this 1140-nucleotide messenger RNA. RefSeq lists its product as uncharacterized. The transcript has 6 exons. The record is from RefSeq and is a predicted model, not a curated record. NCBI's taxonomy places the organism in Eukaryota, Metazoa, Nematoda, Chromadorea, Rhabditida, Rhabditidae. Bases 1 to 1140 code for a protein of 379 amino acids.
AUGGUGUGGCUCAUGGUAUUUCAGAUAUUUUUAUUCGUCGUUUUGCUCAUUGCCCUGGGUGUCGUUUACUUUGUGUUCCUCUGGCACUCGGCCAGCAUCUCCUACAAUCCGUGCUCGUUCAACGUCUACAAGGAUGACUACCGACGAUUCCUACUCAGAUUCGCGUUGCCACACUCGAUCGGACAAAUCGUGUUUGCUCUAUUCCAAGUUAUUGUGAAACCGUUCUGGAAAGGAUUGUUCUGUCAUGCCUCAGGCUCCCUACAAGUUCUUUCAAUGGGCUUUGCUAUUUUCUACUAUCAUCGUCUGGUUCAUAACUACAAAUAUCGCUUCCUCGAGUGUCAGAACCGCGGACAUAUGGAUUUCAAGAAACCAUUUUUCUUGGAGCUCACCUCAUUUUGCGUAUAUGUACUCAUUUUCGCCUACUCGUCAGUUCUUUUCGUAGCUGAAAUCCAAUUCCCCUACGGAAUAUUCGCAGAGCCAUUUAUAGACCCGAACGUUGGAUGGGAUAUAUUUGAGUUCACAGGAAUGCAACGGUUUCUUACUGUAGCUGGUUCAUGCUUAUUGUUCGUGAAUCUCGGCCGGAUUAUUAAAAACUCAUAUAAUAUUCGUCGAUGGGAGGACGACCUGGAGGAAUGCAACCAUUUCUUUUUUCGUAAAUAUGUUUCUAAGAAUAUCGAACCACAUUUCAUCAAUGACUUCAUCCUCCUUUACAUCCCUACCCAAUACUUGCUCAUCAAUGGUUUUCCUGGCUUUCGUUUGAAUGGAUUUGAUGUUCUGGCGAAAUGGCUCAUCAGUGUCCACCCAAUCGGGUUCAUCAUUAUCUACAUGCUUCAAAUUAAGGCAGCGACGCUCAGAUCGAACAAAGACGAAAUGGAAUGCAGAUGCUGUGUGUGUCAAAAAAAGGACUUGGAACGAAGGACGUCGAAAGGCUAUUGUCGGUCUCUCGGUCUUAAGGUUAUGGGAUCGUGCGGCGGCGAGGACAAUGGAAUGGAAGAAGAAGGAGAAGGCGACCGAGUAGAACUAGGCGGCGAAGACAUUGCAGCAGGAGAAGGAGGAGCGGCGACGAAUGCGCACGAGCACCCGACCGAAACCACUCCGGCUAUGCACACCGACCAAAUUAGAGUAUCUGAAGACCUCUGA